AUGUCGCUGAUCAACACAACCUAUCCCGCUUCUGUACCGGUGACGAAAUCCUUAGAUCAAGGCAACUGGAAAACCAUCGAUGCUGUAGCAUACAACAUCGAAACUUAUUACCUGUGGGUGAUUCUGAUUCUUGGGUUCCCUGGGAACUGCUUUUCGAUCCUAACAAUAAUAAAAAUGUCUCCUCCAAGGUCUCUUACGGUUUACAUCGCCCUCCUCGCCAUUGUGGACAACUUGGCCAUUGUCAACAAACUCCUCAUAUUUGUUCUUAUGGAUUAUGGAGUAGACAUCGGAUCAUUUGGUUGCAAAUUUCUUGGCUUUUGUGGAAACUUCCUCAUCACACUUGCCAACUGGUUAUUAGUUGCUCUGUCCGUGGAAAGAUUCGCUGCUGUUUGGUUUCCUUUGAAGGUGGGUCAGAACUGGACUUUCAGGAAGUCUUUGGUUGUUGUAGGAGGAAUAACGGUGCCGCUCCUGCUUUUGUUCCUUCACCUCUUCUGGACAACAGAUUAUAUUGCCAUGGAUUACCCCGGCACAUCGUUUUGUGGGAUCCACGAGAGGUAUAUGGACUUUAUGAUUGAUGUUUGGUACUGGAUGAAUGUUGCAAUGUACGCCAUUCUUCCAUGCUCUCUACUUCUUACCUUCAAUGUGCUCAUUGUUGCAGGAAUACUUAAAUCGGGUAGAUUGCAUCAAUAUCUGAACAGGGAUGACUCAGUGAUUAACGUCAACGUCACGACCAAUCGUCAACGGCAAGUGACCAUAAUGCUUGUGACAUCAGCAGUUGCAUUAGUCAUUCUCACAACGCCACGGUGUGUGUUCCUCAUAUUAUCACCUUACUGGACAGCCCCUGAGAACACCCACAAGGGAGCCAUGUGGUAUCUGCUUGAUACUAUUGCCUUUGUUUUAUGUGACUCAACGCACGCUGUCAAUUUCUAUCUCUAUUGCUGCAGUGCAAGGAGAUUCAGACGCCAAUUCCGUGACCUUGUGCUGUGCCGGAAGCGGAAACGACCCCGCAGCUUACAAUAUUACACUGUGUCAUGCCACCAAACAAUACGUUUUAACACUGCGCUGAGAAGGGAUUCCACCGAUCGACCAUGCGUCCGGUACCGUAAUCAGGAUUACUGA
Messenger RNA from Haliotis rubra (blacklip abalone), 1119 nucleotides. Its product is annotated as kiSS-1 receptor-like. Gene Ontology annotation, biological process: G protein-coupled receptor signaling pathway. Gene Ontology annotation, cellular component: membrane. Lineage: Eukaryota; Metazoa; Mollusca; Gastropoda; Lepetellida; Haliotidae. Gene Ontology annotation, molecular function: G protein-coupled receptor activity. The transcript has a single exon. The record is from RefSeq and is a predicted model, not a curated record. The coding region runs from base 1 to 1119 and encodes 372 amino acids.